Coregonus sp. 'balchen' is the source of this 7714-nucleotide messenger RNA. The record is from the annotation of a GenBank genome assembly. Lineage: Eukaryota; Metazoa; Chordata; Actinopteri; Salmoniformes; Salmonidae.
UGGUUGAAUGGGAGGAGUCUCAAUCUAAAAUGGCAGCCGCCACAAACAAGAACUGCAAGAUAUUGAAUAUUCUCUCCGAUAUUUCUCUUCGCCGGACCAUGGCUUUAAGAACAUAUUGGACGUUUGUGUUUCUUCUUAUUACAACAGGUCGAUCUUUUGCCGAAGAUGGUCAUCAUGAAAUGGAGGAGUUUCUGAAAAGGGAGCAUUCAUUGUCAAAACCCUAUCAAGGUAGCUCCGUUGUAUCACCCUUUAUUAUAGUAGAAUGUGAGAACACCGAAAAGAAUGCUGUAUAUUCGACAUUGCAACAAUGUUAUACUGACUAUUGAGUGUUGCUGGUCGUAAGAUUGUUUUUUUCUCCCACUACAUCAAGGGUCUCUCUCUCUCUCUCUCUCUGCUAUGUACAACUUAAAAUAUGACAACUGUCCCUCAGUCUCUUCUGUUUUAUGUGUGUUACAAACAAGAUUGUCAAAUAAUGUGUACUCAGGUGUGGGGUCCUCCAGCUCAUCCCAUUGGGAAUUGAUGGGCGAUGCCAUGGUAACCACAGAGCAGGUGCGCCUCACAACAGACAUGCAGAGCAAGCAGGGGGCAGUGUGGAGCCGCAUUGUGAGUACAGAACACUGCACACUGUUAUGUCUACAUCACUGAUACUGAUUCUCUCUAUCAGAGGAGGCUAGUGGGAGGAGCUAUAGGAGGAAGGGCUCAUUGUAAUGGCUGGAAUGGAAUAAAUGGAACGGAGUCUAAUGUGGUUUCCAUAUGUUUGAUGUGUUUGAUACCGUUCCAUUGAUUCCAUUCCUGCCUAUACAAUGAGCCUGUCCUCCUGUAGCUCCUCCCACCAGCCUCCACUGCUCUCUAUACAUUUCACAUUUUGCAUGGCUUUGCCAAAAUGGUCAUAUCUAUGUAUGUAUGUUUGCGUGUCCAGCCCUGUCACCUAAGGGACUGGGAGUUACAAGUGCACUUUAAGAUUCAUGGCCAAGGCAAGAAGAAUCUGAAUGGGGAUGGACUGGGAAUUUGGUACACCAAGGAGCGCAUGCAGAAAGGUACUAUCCCCACAAUGUAGUUCCAACAGAAAUAUCAGAGCGCAGGUACAAUGCAAUGCAACUGUAUAAAUGCAUUUCUGUCAUUGUGUAGGUCCUGUGUUUGGGAAUCAGGACCUCUUCACAGGGCUGGGUGUAUUUGUGGACACGUACCCCAAUGAGGAAAAACACCUUGAGGUACAGUAUGUGCAUAUACCCGUCAGCCUCUUCUAUGUGUUUCUGUGGAGGGAAGGAGUAGCUACAAUACUGUUACAUGUUAUGUCACAUACAGUGGGGAAAAAAAGUAUUUAGUCAGCCACCAAUUGUGCAAGUUCUCCCACUUAAAAAGAUGAGAGAGGCCUGUAAUUUUCAUCAUAGGUACACGUCAACUAUGACAGACAAAUUGAGAAAAAAAAAUCCAGAAAAUCACAUUGUAGGAUUUUUCAUGAAUUUAUUUGCAAAUUAUGGUGGAAAAUAAGUAUUUGGUCACCUACAAACAAGCAAGAUUUCUGGCUCUCACAGACCUGUAACUUCUUCUUUAAGAGGCUCAUCUGUCAUCCACUCGUUACCUGUAUUAAUGGCACCUGUUUGAACUUGUUAUCAGUAUAAAAGACACCUGUCCACAACCUCAAACAGUCACACCCCAAACUCCACUAUGGCCAAGUCCAAAGAGCUGUCAAAGGACACCAGAAACAAAAUUGUAGACCUGCACAAGGCUGGGAAGACUGAAUCUGCAAUAGGUAAGCAGCUUGGUUUGAAGAAAUCAACUGUGGGAGCAAUUAUUAGGAAAUGGAAGACAUACAAGACCACUGAUAAUCUCCCUCGAUCUGGGGCUCCACGCAAGAUCUCACCCCGUGGGGUCAAAAUGAUCACAAGAACGGUGAGCAAAAAUCCCAGAACUACAUGGGGGGACCUAGUGAAUGACCUGCAGAGAGCUGAGACCAAAGUAACAAAGCCUACCAUCAGUAACACACUACGCCGCCAGGGACUCAAAUCCUGCAGUGCGAGACGUGUCCCCCUGCUUAAGCCAGCCCCGUCUGAAGUUUGCUAGAGUGCAUUUGGAUGAUCCAGAAGAGGAUUGGGAGACUGUCAUAUGGUCAGAUGAAACCAAAAUAUAACUUUUUGGUAAAAACUCAACUCGUCGUGUUUGGAGGACAAAGAAUGCUGAGUUGCAUCCAAAGAACACCAUACCUACUGUGAAGCAUGGGGGUGGAAACAUCAUGCUUUGGGGCUGUUUUUCUGCAAAGGGACCAGGACGACUGAUCCGUGUAAAGGAAAAAAUGAAUGGGGCCAUGUAUCGUGAGAUUUUGAGUGAAAAUCUCCUUCCAUCAGCAAGGGCAUUGAAGAUGAAACGUGGCUGGGUCUUUCAGCAUGACAAUGAUCCCAAACACACCGCCCGGGCAACGAAGGAGUGGCUUCGUAAGAAGCAUUUCAAGGUCCUGGAGUGGCCUAGCCAGUCUCCAGAUCUCAAACCCAUAGAAAAUCUUUGGAGGGAGUUGAAAGUCUGUGUUGCCCAGCGACAGCCCCAAAACAUCACUGCUCUAGAGGAGAUCUGCAUGGAGGAAUGGGCCAAAAUACCAGCAACAGUGUGUGAAAACCUUGUGAAGACUUACAGAAAACGUUUGACCUUUGUCAUUGCCAACAAAGGGUAUAUAACAAAGUAUUGAGAAACUUUUGUUAUUGACCAAAUACUUAUUUUCCACCAUAAUUUGCAAAUAAAUUCAUAAAAAAUCCUACAAUGUGAUUUUCUGGAUUUUUUUUUUCUCAAUUUGUCUGUCAUAGUUUACGUGUACCUAUGAUGAAAAUUACAGGCCUCUCUCAUCCUUUUAAGUGGGAGUACUUGCACAAUUGGUGGCUGACUAAAUACCUUUUUUCCCCACUGUAUUAUAGGACUUUCUCAACUACUUCCUUCCUUUUUUUUUACUGUCUGGCAGCUGGGUUUAUUUAUGUGUCAUAUCCUGUCAAGUCUAGGUAACAUGUCCUGAUCUUCCUGUGCUCUGAGAGGUGGCUUUAGCUAACUGACAACCAACACCUCCCACCUCAAUACAGACCUGAGUCAUACAAGCAAGGCAAUACAGUGGAAUAUUUAUUAGGUUUUGUUGGAGUGCUUGUUUGGGCAGGGCUCACAGACCUGUGUAAUGGGUCUUGUGUUGUGAUCCUCUGUUUUGUGCAUCCCUAUGGAGACAGGCGCAGAAGACGAGGUACACCACACGCACACAGGUACCCCAUGUUUGGACCACCCAUACCACCCCCAUAUCAAAUGCCUCCCAUACCCCUCUCCUAAGCUACUACCAUCAACCCCUAAUGAACAUGCUGCCCCAUGUUAAAUGUUGUUGUUGUUGUUUCCUACCUAUUAACAAUUGGUUACACCUUGAAUAUAAUUUGCAUUUUAAUGAGUAGGGUAGAGAAUGAGGUCACUCAGGCAAAUAUUACCAGCAGUAUUGUAUUGUUGUGGAUGCUGCAUCUUUUACCUGUUGUUCUGGUUCGGUCUCUCACUAUUUUCGGUGCCUCCUUUCUUUUUUCACACCUUCCACCAGAGGAUCUUCCCCUUUGUGUUGGCCAUAGUGGGGAACGGAAGCAUUAGUUACGACCACGAACGAGACGGGCGUCCCACUGAGCUGGGCGGCUGCAACGCCAUGGUGCGCAACCUCAAACACGACACCUUCCUCUUCAUCAGAUAUGUCCGCCGCAGGCUCACGGUGAGAGCACGCACAUACACACACAUUUUAACGGUUCUAUGAUGUUAUCAAUAUCCAAGAUAUUGUGUAAUAACUAACUAAAUAAUAAUUAUGUAAUAACUAAUUUCAUCCAAGAUGCAUAUUGGGUCACUCCUAUAAAAACAUACUAGAGUCUGAGAAAACCGUUGUGUUGAAGUGAAUUGUUUCAUUCACACCCGUUAACUCAACUUUGCAAGAAAAUGUCAGAGAAAUGAUGCUUUGACUGUGCUAGGUAGUCCCUGGGCAUACCCUGUUCAACUAGCUCUCACAGUCUCACGUCAGAAUUAGAUGUUCGUCCAUGUUUCUCAAACGUCAAAUUUCGAAGUGUUUAAUGUUAUGUUUAGGCAUUAACUCAGACUUUUUGAGGUUAGGGUUAAGUUUGGGCAUUAACUCCGAAAUCUUAAGGUUAGGCAUUAACGCCGAAUGGUUAAAGUAAGGGUUAAGGUUUGGGAUAGGCUUAAAACAAAAAUCUCAAAAACAUUCUAUUUGUAUUUGUAUUUAUUAUGGAUCCCCAUUUUAUUAUGGAUCCCCAUUCCUGGAGUCCAGCAAAAUUAAGUCAGUUCAUACAAUUUUAAAAACAUGACAAUACAUUCACAGAUUUCACAAAACACUGUGUGCCCUCAGGCCCCUACUCCACCACUACCACAUAUCUACAGUACAAAAAUCCAUGUGUACGUGUGUUUAUAGUGCGUAUGUUAUCGUGUGUGUAUGCAUGUGUCUAUGCCUAUGUUUGUGUUGCUUCACAGUCCCCACUGUUCCAUAAGGUGUUUUUUUUUAUCUGUUUUUUAAAUCUAAUUUUACUACUUGCAUCUCUAUGUAGUACUGUUCGCCUCCCAUAGUCUGUUCUGGACUUGGAGACUGUGAAGAGACCUCUGGUGGCAUGUCUUGUGGGGUAUGCAUGGGUGACCGAGCUGUGUGUCAGUAGCUCAAACAGACAGCUCGGUGCACCCAACUUGUCUACACCUCUCAUAAACACAAGUAGUGAUGAAGUCAAUCUCUCCUCCACUUUGUGCCAGGAGAGAUCGACAUGCAUAUUAUUAAUAUUAGCUCUCUGUGUACAUCCAAGGGCCAGGCGUGCUGCCCUGUUCUGAGCCAACUGCAAUUUUCCCAAGGCUCUCUGUGGCACCUGACCACACCACUGAACAGUAGUCUAGGUGCGACAAAACUAGGGCCUGUAGGACCUGCCUUGUUGAUAGUGUUGUUAAGAAGGCAGAGCAGCGCUUAAUUAUGGACAUACUUCUCCCCAUCUUAGCUACUGUUGUAUCAAUAUGCUUUGACCAUGACAGUCUACAAUCCAGGGUUACUCCAAGCAGUUUAGUCACCUCAACUUGCUCAAUUUCCACAUUAUUCAUUAUGAGAUGUAGUUGAGGGUUAGGGUUUAGUGAAUGAUUUUACCCAAAUACAAUGCUUUUAGUUUUGGAAAUGUUCAUGACUAACUUAUUCCUUGCCACCCAUUCUGAAACUAACUGCAACUCUUUGUUAAGUGUUGCAGUUAUUUCAGUUGCUGUAGUAGCUGACGUGUAUAGUGUUGAGUCAUUCGCAUACAUAGACACACUGGCUUUACUCAAAGCCAGUGGCAUGUCGUUAGUAAAGAUGGAAAAAAGCAAGGGGCCUAGACAGCUGCCCUGGGGAAUUCCUGAUUCUACCUGGAUUAUGUUUGAGAGGCUUCCAUUAAAGAACACACUCUGUGUUCUGUUAGACAAGUAACUCUUUAUCCACAUUAUAGCAGGGGGUGUAAAGCCAUAACGCAUACGUUUUUCCAGCAGCAGACUAUGAUCGAUAAUGUCAAAUGCCGCACUGAAGUCUAACAAAACAGCCCCCAAUCUUUUUAUCAUCAAUUUCUCUCAGCCAAUUAUCAGUCAUUUGUGUAAGUGCUGUGCUUGUUCAAUGUCCUUCUCUAUAAGCAUGCUGAAAGUUUGUUGUCAAUUUGUUUACAGUAAAAUAGCAUUGUAUCUGGUCAAACACAAUUUUUUCCAAUAGUUUACUAAGGGUUGGUAACAGGCUAAUUGGUCGGCUGUUUGAGCCAGUAAAGGGGGCUGUACUAUUCUUAGGUAGCGGAAUGACUUUUGCUUCCCUCCAAGCCUGGGGGCACACACAUUCUAGUAGGCUUAAAUUGAAAAUAUGGCAAAUAGGAGUGGCAAUAUCGUCCACUAUUAUCCUCAGCAAUUUUCCAUCCAAGUUGUCAGACCCUGUGGCUUGUCAUUGUUAAUAGACAACAAUAAUUUGUUCACCUCUUCCACACUCACUUUACGGAAUUCAAAAUUUCAAGGCUUGUCUUUCAUAAUUUGGUCAGAUUUGCAAUUGUUGCUGGCAUGUCAUGCCUAAGUUUGCUAAUCUUGCCAAUGAAAAAAGUAUUAAAGUAGUUGGCAAUAUCAGUUGGUUUUGUGAUGAAUGAGCCAUCUGAUUCAAUGAAUGAUGGAGUUGAGUUUGCCUUUUUUCCCAAAAUUUCAUUUAAGGUACUCCAAAGUACUUGAAGGUAACAGUGCUCGCUGUUGCCCCUGGUGGCUGGUUUCCAUGUCAUCUCCCGGCGUCCUCAGACAUGGAUGGACGUCGAAUACUGACUUGUAUCACGGGUGACCUGGCUGACCCUGUCAACCAUACUCCCAAUCUCUGUCUCUGUCUCUAAUAGAUUAUGAUUGACAUUGAUGGGCAGCAUGAAUGGAGGGACUGCCUGGACAUACCGGGGGUGCGGCUGCCCCAGGGGUACUACUUUGGAGCCUCGGCCGUCACUGGAGAUCUCUCUGGUAGUACUCCCCUCUACUGUGUUUUACAUAGUAGCAUUAAUGAAAUGGCAUUUACAUCAACUGUUUAAUUGCCAUGAAUUAGCACCUAGUUUUCCAUUUACUUAAUCUACUUGGUGUUUCAUUGAUGUAUCUAAUUUCCAGUGAGAUGUGGCCAUCCCAGAUUAUUAUCACUAUCAUUUAUUUUGAUGUACUCAUUGUGACUACACUGCCCAGAAUGAAAUUCAUGUGACACAUAAGUCAAAUUCAGAGGGCACGGGGUCUAAUAGGGAACUAAGGUAUUGUAUUUUGGUCCAGUGAAGUUGUUUUUGCUGCAGUUUGCUUUGAAUGACUGAAACGUUCUGUUCCUCACAGACAAUCACGAUGUGAUCUCCCUGAAACUGUACCAGCUGACUGUGUUACGCAGUGAGACAGAGGAAAAGGAGGAGGAAGAGGAGAUCACUCUACCCAGUGUAGAUAACAUGGACCUACUAAAGAGUAAGGCUCGCUACCUCUCACACAAACAGAAGAACAUACACAUUCAUUAAUGUUACUCGGAUAACAUAGUUAUUCUUGAUAAAAAGCUCAACUACAAAUACUAUCAAAUUAUGUUAUACUAUUAGGGCUCUUUAACCAACUCAGUGGCAUGUAGAGUGCUCCUUAACCAACUCAGUAGAGUGUCUGCCCCAAGACUGGGAGAAGGUUGGGGGUUCGAUCUCAGGUCAUACCAGAGACACAAAAAAUGGGACCUGAUGCCUUUCUGCUUGUCACUCAGCGUUAAGGAGAUGGAUUGGGGGUAAGGCCAUGUGAUAACCUAGCUUCCUGUCCAGGGGGUGUACUUGUACAUCAAGCUGCCUCACGCUACAGAAACAGGAGAUGGGCUACUUCCCCUAUGGGCCGUUCUGGCUCGGACAAGGCGUACUUGUCUAAGGCCUACUUAUUAGGGCUCUUUGACACUUCCUCUAUUUUUCACUUUUUCUAUCCAUACUAAAAUCUCUCUCUCUCUCUGUGUCAGUGGGUGAGAAUGAAGAAGGGUGGAGUAGUAUUGCUAUGUUCUUCACCAUCCUCUUCUCCAUGCUGGGCUGUUUCCUGCUCAUCGUAGUCGGCCUCAUCGUCUACAGCCACUGGAACGAGAACAGACGCAAACGCUUCUACUGAGACGGAGAGAGGGUUAAAAGAAAGAGAGCGGGAGGGAGGGAGGCCUCCAUCAUAACCACUACUACUGUAGUCUGAGGACAAAACUGCACUGAGACACUGAAAUGAC